Messenger RNA from Cetraspora pellucida, 1959 nucleotides. The record is from the annotation of a GenBank genome assembly. NCBI's taxonomy places the organism in Eukaryota, Fungi, Glomeromycota, Glomeromycetes, Diversisporales, Gigasporaceae.
AUGGAGUCGGAAGUUGUAUAUGCAAUUCAUCCAUUCAAAGCGGAGAGUGAAGAUGAGGUUUCUUUUGAAUUCGGAGAACCGAUCAUCGUUUUAGAAAAAGAUGAAUUAUAUGGUGAUGGUUGGUGGAAGGGAAAAAACAUUCAUGGAAGAGUUGGACUUUUCCCAAUGAAUCAUACUAGUUAUAGUAAACCCGUUCCAAUACAACUGGAUCCCACUAAUAAUAGUUAUAAUAGUUAUAAUAGUUUUUAUAGCCAAAUGGUUUCUACUCCUAAUGAUAUGAAUUUAAAUAAUUCAGAUUUGAAUGUCCCUUCACCUCCUUUUAGAAUGCCAACUCCUUCUAUUGAAGAAACCAUCGAUGAUAUACAAAAUAAGUUAAAAAAAAUGAGUGUAAGAUCGAAUGAAAAACAAUUAAAUCAAAAUAAUUCUGAACCACAACAAUAUCCAUGGUCACCAAAGCAAGGUCGUCGCAGCAGAUUGUUUUUAUCAUCGUCGUCUUCUUCAAGAACUGUCAGUACCAUUAGCAGUUCGUCUCAUCGGCAAUCUACUGAAAGUACAAAAAAAAAUGUUACACAUGCUGAUUUAGUUUCUCCCAUAACUUCCAAUGAAUUUGUAUCAACUCCGAAACAAGGCAUUCAGAUAAAGGAUCAUCCAUCAACUUGGGAUGUAAGGCAGCUUCAUUUAUCUACGUUAAAAGAGUUAAACGUGCUUUCCUUCGGAAAACGCGUACACAUAAUGAAUGCCAUAAAUGCGCUUAAAGCCAAACAUUCAAUUGGGGUUGGUCCUGAUGAUGAUGUAUCGGAUAUAGACGAGUAUUCCGGUUCUGUUCAACCAUAUUCGCCAACUCCCGUUUAUCGUUUUCAACCUAAAUAUAACACCAGCAGCCCUGUGUUAGGUAGAUACGCUGCUAAUCAUGACUUUAGGAAAUUUCCUGGUCUUCCAGAAUCUCCCAGAAAUUCUGCUAGCAAUAAUCCUGCUUCUUAUACUCAAUUUAAACGUAUUGAAGAUGUUGAUGUCGCAAAUGUUGAAGCGGUUAACCCUAAAUCUAAAAAAAUCAAACUUUUAUCAAAGUGGAAUUCUUUAAAAAAGUCCAAAGAAAAAAGAAAUAAACUUCGAACAUCUUCUGAAGGUGGAUAUGAUAUCAAUUUGAAUGAGGAAGACAAUGUGAUAAGGAAUCAAUUUAUUAAUGAUAAUAUUCGACCAAAUUCUCCGAGUUUGGAGAAAAAUCGAGGAUUAAGAUUUAGCAGGAAGAAGCAUCCGGGAGAUAGCAUUAUUGGGAGCCCUUUGAUGAUCCCAAAACAGUCUUUAGAACCUGAAAGUCCUCAUCAAUAUAAUAAAUGGGAAGCCAUCGAAGAUUUAAGCGCUAUUGAUUUGGAAGUAUUGAAAUCCAUUGGCGAACCUGAUUACGAAGGAUGGCUUAAAAAACAAGGCGAUAAAUAUAAAACAUGGAAGUCACGUUAUUUUAUAUUGAAAGGAGCAGAUCUCUAUUAUCUUAAGAAUAAUAAGAAUAUCCAACAUCCCAAAGUAAAAGGUCAUAUUGACUUAACGGGAUAUCGCAUUUUUACUGAUGAAAAUAUAUUACCUGGAAAAUAUGGGUUCAAGAUAGUUCAUGACAUGCUUCGAACCCAUUUUUUUGCACAUGAGGACAUUGAUGUAAUGAAAGGAUGGAUAAAGGCAAUGAUGAAAGCUACGAUAUCUCGUGACCAUAAUGCACCAGUAAUCAGUUCAAGUAAUAUAAACACAGUUCCAUUAGCUGAUGCUCGUAAAAUGUCACCACGACCACCGCAACCUCGACGUCCAUCACUCUCUCCCACUGCAAUAUUAUCACCCCCAAUACUUCGCCCUCCUCCACCAACAUUUGUUAAAGAAAAACAGAAUCCUUACAUAACAACUAUGGGAUCAUCAUCGACAACCUUUAUUCAGAAUACACCCAUGUAUCCAAAUAUGAGUUCCUAUAAUUAA